Messenger RNA from Chinchilla lanigera (long-tailed chinchilla), 490 nucleotides. RefSeq names its product estradiol 17 beta-dehydrogenase 5-like. The transcript has 3 exons. The record is from RefSeq and is a predicted model, not a curated record. Gene Ontology annotation, molecular function: ketosteroid monooxygenase activity; androsterone dehydrogenase [NAD(P)+] activity; aldose reductase (NADPH) activity. Gene Ontology annotation, cellular component: cytosol. Lineage: Eukaryota; Metazoa; Chordata; Mammalia; Rodentia; Chinchillidae. Gene Ontology annotation, biological process: doxorubicin metabolic process; prostaglandin metabolic process; progesterone metabolic process. Bases 45 to 470 code for a protein of 141 amino acids.
GUCAAAGAAAACACAGAAUCUGCUCAGUGAGAGGUGCGGCCACAAUGAUUUCCAAACAGCAGUGUGUGAAACUGAAUGACGGUCACUUCAUUCCUGUACUGGGAUUUGGCACCUACGCUCCCGAUGAGGUGCCCAAGAACAUGGCUACAGAGGUCACUAAAUUAGCUAUAGAUGCUGGGUUCCGCCAUAUUGAUUCUGCUUAUUUCUACCAAAAUGAAGAGGAGGUGGGACUUGCUAUUCGCAGCAAGAUUGCAGAUGGCACAGUAAAGAGAGAAGACAUAUUUUAUACUUCAAAGCUUUGGUGCACCUUCCAUCAACCAGAGCUGGUCCAACGGAGCUUGAAAAGUUCACUAAAAAAACUUCAGUUGGACUAUGUGGACCUCUAUCUCAUUCAUUUUCCAGUGUCCAUGAAGGUAGGCAAUGUGCAUCAUCAGUUAUACUUAACUUUUUUCAUCAUCAGUUGUACUUAGCAUCUGCAUGAUUGUCAAUU